Camelus dromedarius (Arabian camel) is the source of this 1185-nucleotide messenger RNA. Its product is annotated as SLA class II histocompatibility antigen, DQ haplotype D alpha chain. The transcript has 5 exons. The coding region runs from base 79 to 846 and encodes 255 amino acids. Lineage: Eukaryota; Metazoa; Chordata; Mammalia; Artiodactyla; Camelidae. Gene Ontology annotation, biological process: immune response; antigen processing and presentation. Gene Ontology annotation, cellular component: MHC class II protein complex; membrane. The record is from RefSeq and is a predicted model, not a curated record.
CUCCUUCUCAGCUCAGUCCUCAUCACUGCCGUGCAGCCCAGAAGAGCGACUGCUUGCUGAGACCACCUGGAGAAAAGGAUGAUCCUAAACAGAGCUCUGAUUCUGGGGGUCCUCACCCUGACCACCGUGAUGAGCCCCUGCGGAGGUCAAGACAUCGUGGCUGACCACAUUGGCUCGUAUGGCACAACUAUGUAUCAGUCUUACGGUCCAUCUGGCCAGUUCACCCAGGAGUUUGAUGGGGAUGAGCUGUUUUAUGUGGACCUGGAGAAGAAGGAGACUGUCUGGCGGCUGCCUGUGUUUAGUGAAUUUUCAAGUUUUGACCCACAGGGUGGACUGAGAAACAUAGCUGUACAGAAAUCUAACUUGGACAUCCUGACUAAACGCUCCAACUUUACUGCUGCUAUCAAUGAGGUUCCUGAGGUGACUGUGUUUCCCAAGUCUCCUGUGAUGCUGGGUCAGCCCAACACCCUCAUCUGUCACGUGGACAACAUCUUCCCUCCUGUGAUCAACAUCACAUGGUUGAAGAACAGGUAUCCAGUCACAGAGGGUGUUUCUGAGAUCAGCUUCCUCCCCAAGAGUGAUUAUUCCUUCUUCAAGAUCAGUUAUCUCACCUUCCUCCCUUCUGAUGAUGAUAUUUAUGACUGUAAAGUGGAGCACUGGGGCCUGGAUGAGCCACUUCUGAAACACUGGGAGGCUGAGAUUCCAACCCCCAUGUCAGAGCUGACAGAGACUGUGGUCUGCGCCCUGGGGUUGAUUGUGGGCCUCAUGGGCAUCGUGGUGGGCACUGUCCUCAUCAUCCGAGGCCUGCGCUCAAGUAGUCCCUCCAGACACCAAGGGCCCUUGUGAGUUGCACCCUAGAAGUGAAGGUGCACUGCCCAUCUACGACAGCAGAAGAGUGGAUGUGUUAGACGAACCAUUUUCUGGCCAAGUUCGUCAUAUACCUUCUCUCCUCCUACACUCCUCCUCUCACCUCUUCUCUGCUACUUAAGAUGCUGUAUCAUCUCAAAGUUCACAUAUACCUCGGAGUUCUCCCUCUGACUACCUGAUAAUUUUUUUCUGACCUUAAUUGUUGCACACCAUGGAAUCCCUGGGAUAUUCCUCCCAGUUACCUAAUCCCUAGUGACCCUGAUCUGAUAUCACCAUGGAAGCAAAAUUUCAAGUAAGAAAUAAAUUUUAAAAACUUUA